GUUUUGUUCCCCACCGGAAUCAAAAGAGAACGGAACCCUGUAGUUCCGGUUUGUGAUGUCAUUUUUCUAUGCAUGCAGCAGUAACCAGACUAGAAGUGUAACCUGCCCGCUACGACAACAUGGGUAUCUUGGAGAAGAUAGGAGAGAUAGAGAGAGAGAUCUCUCGAACACAGAAAAACAAAGCCACGGAGUACCAUCUGGGCCUGCUGAAGGCUAAGCUAGCGAAGUACCGCGCCCAGCUGCUGGAACCGUCCAAGUCUGCAGGAGCCAAAGGAGAGGGCUUCGAUGUCAUGAAAUCUGGAGACGCACGUGUUGCACUGAUUGGCUUCCCCUCCGUCGGAAAGUCCACCUUCCUCAGUCUGAUGACAGCAACAGCCAGUGAAGCAGCUUCCUAUGAGUUCACCACCCUGACCUGUAUCCCUGGAGUUAUAGAGUAUAAUGGAGCCAACAUCCAGCUGCUGGAUCUGCCAGGAAUCAUAGAAGGAGCUUCCCAAG
Molecule: messenger RNA, 495 nt
Organism: Oncorhynchus tshawytscha (Chinook salmon)
Lineage: Eukaryota; Metazoa; Chordata; Actinopteri; Salmoniformes; Salmonidae
Gene: drg2
Product: developmentally regulated GTP binding protein 2
Biological process (GO): cytoplasmic translation
Cellular component (GO): cytoplasm
Molecular function (GO): GTPase activity; GTP binding
Source: RefSeq, a predicted model, not a curated record